GUCAAAAGGUGUUGUGCGGACGAAUCUCAAUCGCUUGGGGAGAAGGCAUUUUAUUUUGUUUGCUGUAGUAUUUGCUCUUAUUUUUAUUACUAGAACACUCUCUGUUUGUCCAAGAUACGAGCGUGAUUGAAUUCUAUGGUGAAGAUAUCUGUGGUGCUAAGAGAAAAACCAGUGUGAAUUUGUGUGGUAGAAAAAAGCACCUUCGCAAAGAAGGCAAGGCAAACUUUGAUGUUUUUCGAGUUUUUUGCGUGAAAAUGAAAAUGAAAUCAGCGUAAAUUGAAUUAGGACAUCAAAUUGCUGUGGUGUUGCAAGUUUUCUGGCUGACGAGCGUGAGAAAUGAGGGUGAAUUUUGCAAGGUGAAGCUCUUAAGACCGUCUUCGAGGGACUCUCUCGCUGUUGUUUUCGGGGACAAUUGGACACACCAUGGACAGGUCAGUGAGGAGGAGCAAAAUCAACAAGAGCACAGAGGAGAAGAAUGCUGGCAGUGAGAGCAUUUUGCCCGGCAAUGCGUUGGAUAAAAAUGAAAGUGGUGCAAAUUGCCUUGGGAAGCGCAAGAAGUCAUCCAGGAAUCGUCAGCCGGCGGGCAGGAGCAGCACCAAUUGGAGCCUGGAUCAGUGGCUGGAGAACUGCAUGCAUCCCGACAGUGGAAUAGUCAAUUCCACGGCAACGGGGCCGCUGAUUCUCAGUCGCGAGAACAAUUCAUCGCCGAGAAUCUUUCCCACAAUGUCGCAGGCGUAUCCAGCUAAUGUCUACGAACCGAUCUACAAUCACACGCCGCUCAGCUUCUCCACGCCUGACGCGUCGAAGAAUGGGCCAUCGCAUGUUCACGGCUCGGAUCUCGGCAGUCCGUCCAAUGAGCUCGAAAGGGAGAACGCCCCGAAGUCGCUGCAGGAGAAUCUCCAGGGGGCGGCGGAUGUGGAGAAGAACAGAUUCAGUGACUUGGGCAUGACGAGCAUGUCGGACAAUGACUCGAAGGAGCGCGACGAGGAGGACGAGCUCAGCCCCACCAGCUCACGUGAUCACUCCAAUGCCAACAAUCGUCCCGCAAUUGAGGCGAAAGAUGGAAAACUGCUUGCGACGCUGUUGGAGCAAAUCUCCCUGCUUCACGAUACCAAUGCGAAGAUUUGUCGAAAUUUGCAUGAGACUAAAGUUGAGAUUGAGGCUUUGAAACAUGCACCUAGUUGGAGUCUACGUCACCGUAGAGAUAGUAGCGUUAGUGGAUUUAGCACCCACAGUCAACCACUGGGUUAUGUCUUUGGCACACACAGUCCAGCACCAACGUAUCACUCAGGCAUGUACACACCCGGAAUGGUGACUGAUGUCAUUCGCGAGGUGCGCGAUGGAGCUCGAAUACGUGAAGAGGCGAUGAUUCAUAAAGUGAAAUCCAUGCUGGAGGAGAACUCGUGGGCCAUGAGUGAGAUGAAGAUCAAGCUGAUGCGGGAGAUGGAGGAGCUGAAGAUGGAGAUGCAACACUUGAGGACGGAGAAGAAGGAGCUGAGCAAUAAAGUACUGAAGAUGGAGAAUGAAAUGCACACCUUGAGGGUGGCAAUGAACAAUAACAAUUCUGCCAAGGUGCAGAAGACCAAUUCGCUGGACGCGGAGAAACACCUGAACAGUGCUCAUGUGAAUUAUGGCGUGGUGAAGCAGGAAGAUGGAGAAUUUUACGAGGUUGACAUUGUCAAUUCGCCGGCAAAGAAGUAUUCGACGGCCUUUGAGAAUCGCAUCGCCAAACCGGUGACAAUAAAUUCCGAUCAGAAUCGCUUCUAUGCAACACAAGUGCUCAAUAAUGGUAGCAAUAAGCCGUUGGAUAGCAUGACGAAGAGUCUGUCGUCGGGACAUUUGGUGCAGCAAGAGAAGGACACGUUGGAGCUUAGGCGAGAACUUCAGGAUGCGAUUGCGGGGAAGAAACACGCAGAGAGGAGGAUUUUGGACCUCGAGCGAACUGUUGCAAAUCUGCAGAAGGGAAUGAAUCGCUCCAGUCCAACUGUUGAUGGCUCGCAAGAAAUCACAACAAAUUCCACUAUGACAAAAAGCGCUGAAAGACACUCAUCACACGUUAAGAUUGAUCUUGAGUCACCAAAUGGCAAGAAUUCCACCAUAAUUCCUGUGGCAUCGCAGAUUCAGACUGUGGGACAGAAGGCGAAGAUUUGCCUCACGGGAAUGGUGACGGAUCUUUAGAGGAGGUGUUUUAUUAACCAUUCGAAAUUCCUCUCGAAUAUUGUGCCAUUUGAAAACAUUCUUUCCCCUUUGGAUUGAAAUGCAUUUUAUUGCGUUUUUGCCCUUAAUAUUUUUCACAUUCACAUUUUUUGUCACGUACAACAAUUCAUUCAAGUAUUUUCUUUUUCUUUCUCAUAAGAUGACUAAUAUUUAUAUUAACGCAAAUAAUAAUAGUGCCUUUAAUUAUUGCCUUACUUAAUGUAUGAUGAAAAAAAAUGUACAUUUGGAAAGAGAUAAUAUGAUUUUUUUGGAUGAAAUAUAAGUAAGUAUAAUACGGAAAUACUUUUGUACGUUUGUCUGACGGUGGGAAAACGAAUUCAACGGAAAAACUCAAAUUUCAGU
Phlebotomus argentipes is the source of this 2559-nucleotide messenger RNA. RefSeq lists its product as uncharacterized. The record is from RefSeq and is a predicted model, not a curated record. NCBI's taxonomy places the organism in Eukaryota, Metazoa, Arthropoda, Insecta, Diptera, Psychodidae. The transcript is spliced from 9 exons. The coding region runs from base 424 to 2178 and encodes 584 amino acids.